Messenger RNA from Callithrix jacchus (white-tufted-ear marmoset), 5318 nucleotides. RefSeq names its product melanoma inhibitory activity protein 2-like. Gene Ontology annotation, biological process: vesicle cargo loading; protein secretion; endoplasmic reticulum to Golgi vesicle-mediated transport. The record is from RefSeq and is a predicted model, not a curated record. Gene Ontology annotation, cellular component: endoplasmic reticulum membrane; endoplasmic reticulum exit site. Lineage: Eukaryota; Metazoa; Chordata; Mammalia; Primates; Cebidae.
AGUUGCCAUGUGGGUGUCUAAAGUAAAGGUAGUCCAGGCAGAGGAAACAUAAGUGCAAAAGCCUCGAGGCAGCAGCAGGCUUGCUGUGUUCAGGGAAAGACAAGGGGGUGUGGGAGGCAGAAGCAGAGCAGUGGGAGGGAGCGUGUGGGGAGGAGAGGGAGCUGGGGCCAGUGCAUGGAGGGCGGCAGAGGCUCUGUCUCGAGCAAGUUGAGAAGCCACUGGAGGCUGUGAGCAGGAGAGUGGCAGAUGUGACCUCUGCUUCAAUGUGAGCACCCUCAAUCAGGUCAACAUAGGCGCCGGCUUCAGAGCAGCCAACUGGUGCCUAGCAAAAACUAACAAAAACAAAGAGUCUCUGGAUCUGCAGAAACCGAUUAAACAAAAAUAUUUAUAGAACACCGAGUACAUGAAGGACAUUUUGUAGGUAGUUUGGUUCCUCUCCUGAAGGAGAGAGCUUUCCGGAUGAGCUGGAGAUACGUGCACACACGGGAGAUGACGUCUUAUUGCAAGGCAUCACAUCAUCCGUGCUGAGAAAUGCCAGUGUUGCAGAAAUGGACACAGAGCAGGUCAGUUGAUGGACAGGGAAGAGGAGCACUCUCUAUGUGCCAGCACUGUUCUAAGUGCCCUAGGCCUUCUGCGGACAAGAUGAGCAUUUUUCUCUCGUACAUGAGACACUGAGGAUCGUGCUAGGCAGAGGUGAGCCCUUUACUGGAAGGAGUUAAUCUAGAAAGCAUAAUCUGUCUCAUUUGGGAGGAGCUAAAUAAAUCUCUCUUCAAUGAAGCAAAGGUCAAUAAGAAAAUGUGUAUUUUACCUAUAAAAUUACCUAUCAGAAUUUACCAUGAGGCAUAAUCUUAGUCAAUUGCCUAAAUUAAUGAUUUCAGACCACAAAUACUGAAACACCAAAGUGAUAAGGCGGCAGGUAUUUCAGUUAUCUACUGCUGCUUAACAAGUGACCCCUAAGCUUAGGGACUUAAAACAAUGAUUUAUUAUUGCUUAUCAUUCUGUCAGCUGGAAGGUUCUUCUGCUGGCCUCACCUGGGCUCAUUCACAAGGCUACAUUUAGUUUGGGUGUCAGCUGGGGGAUGGGCAUAGCUGGGAUGCUGGAUCACCUGAGUCUCCCUCCAUGUGUUAUUGUUUUAAAAUAUAGGUUUUAGCGCUGCCUCAGGAUGUAAAGUGUAACACAGGGGCGGGGUGGGCAGCAUGGGCCUGUGAGACUUGUGUGUGCCCCAAGCUCCCCCCAGCAGCCAGCUCUGCAGUGGUCUGCUCCGGUGGAUUUGGGUUCCAAAUGGAAGGCUGUGUGUUCUCCUCUGCUUAUUGUUGUUCCAGUUACUGUGGCGACUGCCAGAGCAGCCUUAGCACUGUGCAGAGCCCAGGUCUACCUCUCAGCCCUAUUUCGGGUUGGUCCUGGUGGAGCUACACAGGGUUGUGGCAGCACUGCCUCAAAAUAUGACCACAGAUUCUAAUUCCCACGAGUUUCCAUGGGAAUUCUUGGUAUGGGCAGCUAUUGUUGGAGUUUUUGCUGUUCCCAUUUUUUUGUGGAGAAGUUGGAGAUCGGUUACAAGUCGGCUUUAUGUAAGAAGAGAGAAGAAGCUUGCCGGUGCGCUUUCUGAACUAAUUGACAAAAAAUGUAAACUACUUGAAAACCUUACCCUCCUUAAAAAAGAGCAUGAAGGCUGUGAAGUAGAGUCAUCUUUAAAGGAGGCCAGCUUUGAGGACGAGGCAGCAGAGGCACGAAGUUUGGAGGCAACAUGUGAAAAGCUGAGCAGGUCCAAUGAUGAACUUGAGGAUGAGAUACUUGGUCUCAAAAAAGAGUUACAGAAAUCAAAACCUUCUCAACAAAAGCAACUAAUGGCAGAUAUUUCAAAAACAAUACAGUCUCUAGAAGAUAACUCAAAAUCCCUCAAAUCACAAGUAGCUGAAGCCAAAAUCAUCUUCAAGAUAUCUCAAAUGAAUGAAGAAAGACUGAAGAUAGUAAUAAAAGUUUCCUUGAAUGAAAAUUUUCAACUUCAGGAAAGCCAGAAACAGCUUUUGCAAGAAGCUGAAGUAUGGAAAGAACAAGUGAGUGAACUUAAUAAACCGAAAAUAACAUUGGAAGACUCCGGAGCACACGCAGAGCAAGUUCUAAACGAUAAAGACAAUCACAUCGAGACUCUGACAGAACGCUGGCUGAAGAUGAAAGACUGGGCUGCUGUGCUUGGAGAAGACAUAAUGGAAGAUGAGAACUGGAAAUUACCAAUGAACAGUGAAUCAGAAGAUGGUGCUAACUCAGAUCAUCCUCCAGAAGGAGCUUCGAAGAAACGGAUUCAUGCUGCUAAGUUAAAUGCUUCUUUGAAAAUCUUGGAAGGAGAAAGAAACCAAAUUGAUUUUCAGUUAUCUGAAGGUGAAAAAACAAAGGAAGAGCUUACACAGUGUAUUAAAAAUCUUCAGACUCAACAAGCAUCUUUGCAGUCAGAAAACACACAUUUAGAAAGUGAGAAUCAGAAGCUUCAACAGAAACUUAAAAUAAUGACUCAGUUCUAUCAAGAAAAUGAAAUGAGACUCUAUAGGAAAUUAACACUACAGGAGAACAGCCAGUUACAGAAAGAAGAGAAACUUUCUAAAGUAGACAAAAAGACUGUCCAUCCCACCGAGGAGCUGGAGACCUACAGAAAGCGAGCCAAAGAUCUCGAAGAAGAACUCAAGAGAACUAUUGAUCACUAUCAACGGUGGACCAUUGCCUAUGAGGAAAAAGCACAUCGUGAUCAGUUGGCAGCUUGGACUGCUGAGGGAAACCUCAAUGAUUUAAGGAAAGAAAAUGCCCACAGCAGACAAAAAUUCACUGAAAUAGAGUUUAAAUUUAAGCUCUGGAAAGAUCCUGAUGCAUUUGAUGUUCCAAGUAGGGCAUUUGGCAGAGAACAUUCCCUGUACAGUCCCUCACCAAUGGGUGGACCUUCAUGUGAAAUGAGAGCUUUUCUCUGUCCUCCAACUCUAUUGGAGGGUCCGCUCAGACUCUCACCUUUGCUUCCUGGGGGGAAAGGAAGAGGCUCAAGUGGUCCAGGGAAUCCUCUGCAUCGUCAGAGUACCAGCGAAAGAGGAGAAUCAACCUGUGGUAUGGAGAGACCAAGAGGUCAAGAGUCUGUUGCCACUGAAAAGACUGUGACUCACAGAUUCCAAGAGAAGGGAAAGUACUAUGCCAUGCAGGAGCACAUAGGGAGGCAACGUUGUCAUUGAGAAGGCAAGAGUGAUGGGAAAACACUGUAAUUCCAGCACUUUGGGAGGCUGAGGUGGGUGGAGCACCUGAAGUCGGGAGUUCGAGACCAACCUGACCAACAUGGAGAAACCCGUCUCUACUAAAAAUACAAAAUUAGCCGGUGUGGUGGUGCAUGCCUGUAAUCCUAGCUACUUGGGAGGCUGAGGCAGAAGAAUUGUUUGAACCUGGGAAGCAGCAGUUGCAGUGAGCCAAGAUUGCACCAUUGCACUCCAGCCUGGGCAACAAGAGUGAAACUCUGUCUCAAGAAAAUAAAAAUAAAAAUAACGAUGGCUCACACCUGUAAUCCCAGCACUUUGUGAGGCUGAGGAGGGUGGAUCAUGAGGUUAGGAGUUUGACACCAGCCUGGCCAAGAUGGUGAAACCCUGUCUCUACUAAAAAUACAAAAAUUAGCUAGGUGUGUAUGGGGUGCCUGUAAUCUCAGCUACUCCGGAGGCUCAGGAAGGAGAAUCACUUGAACUCAGGAGGUGGAGGCUGCAGUGAUCCGAUAUCUCACCACUGCACUCCAGCCUGGUGACAGAGCAAGACUCCCUCUCAAAAAAAUAAAAAUAAAAUAAAAAUAAAAAACAAAAAUAAAAAUCAUCUAUAUUAUACAAGAUAAUAAUAGAAAUUCAAAUAGUUCACCCAAAAAAAGUACCAAUAUUUAUACAUGGCAUAUAUCAUUUGAAAUUUCAGAUUCAUAUAGUAUUUAUUUUACUUAUUUUACAAAAAUAGGAUUGAGAUGUGCUGCUUUCCACAUGUGCAUGUUUGUUUCAAGGGUGUAUUUAGUGAAGUUGAGGUUUGGGCUUCUAUUUGAUUCCUGUCACCAACAGUGAACACAGUCUCCAAUGGGAAGUUUGCCAGCUCUUGCCCCAUUGGAGUCCCUAGUGUCUGUUGUUCCCAUUUUUAUGUCUGUGUGUACCAAAGAUUAUCUCCCACUUGUGAGAACAUACAUCAUCAUUUUUAAUAUAAGCUUCACAGAAUCUUGUAAGUUACUUAAAAUCAUUCUAUGCUUGGACAUUUAUGUUGUUUCUACUUUUUAGGUAACACGGCAUUAAGUACACUAGCAUGUAUAUCUUGUCAUUAGAUUAUAGGGGUUGAUUAUUAAUGUGGAAGUAGAUGAGAUCAUGUAGUCAAUUGCUUAAAUCUCUAACUGAAGUUACAUGUAGUUAAUUUUCAAUUGUGCCAAGUAGGAGGGAAGGACGUGGACAGAAUCCUAAAGAAUACGCUAUAAAGAUGGAGCAAAGGUGGAGGAGCCAUUUAUCCCAAAAUGAACCAGACUUGUUAGUCAAGAGAAUUCCAAAAGUGUGUGAAGAAUUGCCAGAGCCAUUUGCUUUUCAUCUAUGGAAUUUAUCAAGUUUGCUUCUUGUUUCUUCCAGGAGAUUUUCUGCAUCUUUUGUCCGCUCCCCUUCCCACGUGGUGUGGACUCGAUCCAUUUUCCACCUUGACUGAUGACUUUGUUUGUAUUUUCUAUUUUGAAAUUCCGGCCAGGCAUGGUGGCUCAUGCCUGUAAUCCCAGUACUUUGAGAGGCCGAGGCAGGCAGAUGACAAGGUCAGGAGUUUGAGUGUCAGGUGCCUGUAAUCCCAGUUACUCAGGAAGCUGAGGCAGGAGAAUCACUUGAACCUGGGAGGCAAAGGUUGCAGUGAGCCGAGAUCACACCUGGUGACAGCGAGACUCCAUCUCGAAAAGAAAAAAAGAAAAAAGAGAGAAAUCCCUUUCAGAUGGAGAUAAACCAGGGUUUGGAUGGGACCUUGAGUUGCAUAAUGGUGGGGACUCAGUUUAAGAAAAAGAAUACAGGCCGGGUGCAGUAGCUCAUGCCUGUAAUCUCAGCACUUUGGGAGGCUGAGAUGGGUGGAUCAUCUGAGGUCAGGAGUUCAAGACCAGCCUGGCCAACAUAGUGAAAACCACCCCCCAUCUCUACUAAAAGUACAAAAAAAGAAAUUAGCUGGGCAUAGUGGUGGGUGCCUGUAAUCCCAGCUCUUCAGGAGAAUUGCUUGAACCCGGGACAGGGAGGAUGCAGUGAGCCGAGAUCAUACCAUUGCACUCCAGCCUGAGCAACAAGAGCAAAACUCCGUCUCAAAAAAAAAAAAGAAAA